CCUGAUUUUCCAGGACUUUAUGAUACGGUUCAACAAAACCUACGGGAGCCAAGAAGAGAGAGACCAUCGCUUCCAAGUCUUCACGCAAAACCUGAAAGUGAGCUGUGCGUUACAGGCCUCAGAGCUGGGGACGGCCCAAUAUGGGGUCACUUUGUUCAGUGACCUGACAGAGAGUGAGUUUGAGAAGAUGUUUGGUAUUCCUCAUCACCCUUCUCACCCCCCUACACUGAAGAAGUCAGCGAAACCCCCCAAGGGUGCAAAGUCCUGUGACUGGAGAAAAUUUGGAGCUAUCACAGCGGUAAAAAACCAGGGUUCCUGUAAAUCAUGCUGGGCUUUUGCUGCUGUAUCCAACAUUGAGGCCUUGUGGAACAUCCAUCUGCAUUUGCCACGGAACGUCUCUGUACAGGGUGGGCUGACAGAAGAUAAACGCUAUCCUUACGUGGCCGAACAGCAGAAGUGCAGAAAGGACCGAGGAAAAGCUGUCGCCUGGAUCCAGGACUAUGAAUUCCUGCCCAGGGAUGAGAAACACAUGGCCCAAGUCGUGGCUUCCCGAGGUCCUGUAACGUCUCUCAUCAAUCUCAAAGGGCUUCAGCAUUACCAAAAAGGCAUUCUCCAGAGACCUUCUCAGGAUUGCAACCCCCAACAUCUGGACCAUGCUGUGCUCAUUGUGGGUUAUGGUGGAGUCAAACCAAGGCGGGGGUCCUGGUCUGCACCGUACUGGACCAUCCAGAACUCAUGGGGAGAGGCCUGGGGAGAAAAGGGGUAUUUUCGGCUGCACCGAGGAAGCAACACUUGCGGCAUUGCCCAGUACCCAGUGACUGCAAUUGUCAAGAAUUCUGGGAAGAAAAUGCCUGUCUCGUGCCCUCCUUGAUGGCAGAACUGUGUAAGAAAAAGGAAUCUCUCCAGCUCUGCAGGCUGGAGCUAACAGCUUCUCUACCAGCAGGCAUGUUACUAAGAACGAACGCCGCACGCUCUUAUCUCCUAACCACACUGUAGUCCAU
This is a messenger RNA of Gekko japonicus, 1001 nucleotides long. It is a transcript of the gene CTSW, whose product is annotated as cathepsin W. The record is from RefSeq and is a predicted model, not a curated record. Lineage: Eukaryota; Metazoa; Chordata; Lepidosauria; Squamata; Gekkonidae. Gene Ontology annotation, cellular component: lysosome. Gene Ontology annotation, molecular function: cysteine-type endopeptidase activity. The coding region runs from base 20 to 871 and encodes 283 amino acids. The transcript is spliced from 9 exons.